AUAAUGCAAUAUAUAAUGUAUAUAAUGUAAUAUAAUAUCAUGUAAUAUAAUGCAAUAUAAUGUGUAGCAAUAUCGGCUACACUUGUAGAUAAAAAAUAUUCUAACAAGCGGUGCAGAAAGUUUGGAAAAUUGCCAAAUGCAAAACAAACAAACCGCGGGUGAAAUUACGGGGAAUGCGUUGAAAAACUUAUAAUGUUGUUGUUUGUUUUUUAUUUGGCGUCUCUCUGUUGUGUUUUCGGAUGCGCGAAACUGAUCUUUGGCUUAUACCUGUGUAUCGCGCAGCUCUUUCGGUUACAUUUGUUAGAGGUACUAGCAGACAUUUGUUGGCAGCUUCUUCAUCACAACACUGGAUUACACUACUUAUAAUUUCCCUCUCCCCACUAUGUAUUACUUUAUUGUAUCUUGAACAUCCUGCGUCGGGCUCCAUUGUUCACUUCAGACUGAGAGCGUGGCACCUGAUGUUUUUGCUAUGAACCGCAUAGCGGCUGAUGUGCGCGCGCAGCUGCUUCCCCUCUCAUUUACUCUUCCCCGCUUCCCCGCAAAACGACACGCCAAGACGUCGCGGCCCUACAGUACUGAGCGGCAUGGCAACAGUUUGACGCAUAGCGCGUGGUCGAAUGCAGAGCCUCGUUCCAGUGGCUGCCACGUCACGUCAGCCAGUGGGCAACCAGAAUGACUGACUUAAGACUGACUUGGCUAAGGCAGAGGCUUCUGAGCCUUGUUGAUGAAUCAGAUGUGGAACUGUUCGAAAAUAUGUUGAAUCAGGAUGACAGGUCACUGCGAAACCAAAUGGAAGCAUUCUUUGAUGACACUGCACAAAGCAACGAAGACAUACACUCAAAGGUCUUCUUCCUCUACAAGACCUACUAUGACAAAAUGGUUCAAGAAGAAAUUCUAGUACCCCAAGAAGUGAUCAAGACGGCACCCACUGCGAAGUUGAGUGAAUCUGAGUCGGACUCUGCCACACCAACUCCACGGUCUGGAAAGAAGAAGAAGAAGAAACGGGGUGGGAGCGGAAAGAAAGAGAAAGUCGGCAGCCCGAGGGGCGGUCACGAUAAGGUAAAGAAAGAGAAAGUCGGCAGCCCAAAGGGCGGUCGUGAAGAGAAGGGGAAAAAAAGGGGGAAGAAAGGGAAGGGUGCAAAGAAAGAGGCCGCGGAGCAGGGGAGUCCGAGGACUGAGGAUGAGGGGUUUGCGGAGAGCGGGCCAGACGCAGAUGCUAAGGAUGUCUCGGCUGCCAGCCCAGAGGUUGCGGAUGACCACGCAGCACCAGAUGGCCAAGAAGCACCAGAGAGUCAAGUGGCACCAGACCUAGACGUGCAUAACGCUGAAGAGGAUGCCGACCUGGAGACGGGGAAGAUGGCGAGCGACCUCGAAGGCCCUUCAGGCGGGGAAGAGAGCACUAAUCCGGCUUCUUCCAUGACCGCCGAGGACCUGAGCUCUCACUCUGCUGCCGAGGAAGACAAGGGGAGUGCAAAGGGACACAAGAAGAAGAAGAAGAAGAAAAAGACCUCCAAAGAUGACGGCAGUUCGAAGAAAGGCAGUGGCAAGCGGAAGACAAGUCCGAAAUCCAAGCGUAAAGGGAGGAAGAGCCCUCGCACACUGGUGGAACUGGUGACAGAUCCAAGUCAGUCACCCACAGAACUUGAUGAGCAAGAAACUGAAGUUUCAUAUGUCAAGAAAGUAGUGGAGAAGGUGAUUCAAGCUCCGAUGCUAAAUGGCUUCUUUGGCGCCAUGGAGGAAAGCAAAGUCGACCCGUCGCAGAGGUACGUGUACGUGUUGCGAAGCAGCGGACUCAGGGUCCCGUACCAGGAAUCCUGGGAGAAAGCAGUCGAGGAGCUCCCUCAGCAUUUCAUCUUCGGCUCGUGCAGAGGCCACUUGCUGUCGUUUGUGAGGAAUUUCCUGCGGCAGGUGAGUGUGCCGCUGGUGACGGCACAGUUCCGAGAGCCGCUGUUCAGUAGACUGCAGUCGCGGCAAGAGGAUCGAGCGAGACCACCGCAGGAGCAGCGAGGACGACGGGCUUCCUCGCGAGCUUCGCUGUACAAGCCCUCUGACUUCUUCAUCUUGGCCCAGAUGAUUGAGCGGGAGGAACGCCACAUACCUGUGGCGUCCCCCGACUCCUGUUCGCUGGCUGACUGUCCCAUGAAGAGCGACCUCGUGAGCAGCAUAAACAAGUUCCUGAAUAGUGCAGAGUGGGCCUUGAAACACACACAGGAAAACAUUAUCCUGACUGUACCGGCCAUCCCGCAACUGUUUGACCCUAGCCAAGACCUGCAAGCCCUAGCUAAAGAUGCUGCAUUGAUUAAAGAACUGGAGCAAGUGGUGAUGACUUGGGAGGACCACAUCAGUGAAACUAUAGAUGAGAAUAUGCGAAAGAGACCUCUAGGUCCUUAUCCGAUGGAUGAAUUUGAAUUGUGGCAUGAGAAGGAAGGGUCCCUGAGUGGCCUUGUGGAACAGUUGAAGAAUCCAUCCAUUCAACGAAUCUUGACAGUGCUGAACAUGUCGGACUCCCAGAUCCCUCAAGGUUUCCAACAUUUCGAAGACUUGCUUAUAAAACACUACGAAGAGGCACGGGAUAAUGUAAAAUUUCUUCACACUGUUAUUCGGCACUUCAAGACGCUGUUUGAAGCGCAGAGCUUCCAAGAAAUCGGAGAAGUGAUUCCCACCUUGAUGGAAGGGCUGCACAUGAUCUGGAUGCUGUCUCGCUUCUACUCCACGGACGAGAUGAUGACCGGCUUGAUGAAACGGGUUGCGUAUACCCUCUGUUACCAGGUCUCCACUAAUCUCAAUGUAAACCAACUUCUCGUUAACCAAGACUUAAGAAGUGCGUUAAAAGUGAUUAGUGAAGCAAGCAAAAUGCUUGAAACGUGGAAGAAGUCGUACAUGGACAUUCGUCGUAUGAUAGAAGAAAGUGGUAAAGGCCAGCGCUGGGAAUUUGACAGGAAACAACUAUUCCAGACAACAGAUUACAUGCAGAGAGUAUGCGAUCAGCUUUAUGAAGUAUUAAAGGUCACACUCAAUUUCGAAAACAUUUUUGGGCCAGAGCUGAAGGCAAUCGUCACCUUCACUUCGCAAAUUGACACAGCAGCGAAGAAGGUGAAGGAUCUGGUGCAGCCUAUAUUGUCGGCGGACUUUGACAUCUUUUUGGAAGAAAAUGAAGAGAUGUGGCAGGGCCUGGUGACUCAGUUCAACAAGCAAGUGGAAGUGCUGGAGAAGGAAGCUAUGUGGUUCAUCGACGAUUCUUUCAAAAUACUAAGGUCCUCUGAAGAUGCUUUGCAAAUGCUUAUGAAGUUCAAAAAUGUUGAAACUCAGCCUAUGUUAAAAAAUCAAUUGCAGACAAAAUUUGAAGUGAUAAUGGGCCGUUUUUGUCAAGAAAUUGCACAAAUUGAAGAUAAGUUUGAAAAAGGAAAAUCUUCUCCUCCGCUGUUGAGAAAUCAUCCUCCAAUGGCAGGAGCCAUCUUCUGGUGUCAAGCUCUUUUUAAUCAGCUUAAAAAAUUAGUUCUGGAUUUCCAGGAUGCUGAAGAACUUAAAGAUUCAAAGCUGAAAGAAGAAGCAUUUGUGAGGUAUCUGAAACUUGGAAAACAAAUGAAAGCGUUUGAAAAAGAAAAAUAUGAUGGUUGGAAAAAACAAGCACUGAAAGCAAUUGAUGCUACCAUGAACAAACCAGUGCUAAAAGUUGUGAAAUAUGACAGAGAAAGAGAGGUGAAAGUAUUUCAGAAAGCUCUGACACGGAAGGACAGUGUUUGGGCAUCGGCGCGUGUAAAGACUCCUCAGAAAGCAGAGCACCCCAGUCUGCAGCUGGAUAAGAGGAGCUCUACCGGGAGCAGAAGGUCAAAGGUCAGCAGCGUGGCCUCUCUCCCGCCAUUGACGUCUCUCCGAGGAGCUCCGCCGAUGACGAUGAGCAGCGUGGCAAUGGCCAUGAAGUGGGUCGGCAAGGGCAAGGCUGCCCGGUUGUCGCAGAAGGUGUCCUCCUCCAGCCUCUUGUCGGCUUCGAAGUCGGACUCCCCUCCCUCGCUGGCCAGCGAAGUGGUGCUCGUGGAGGAGAACCUACGCUUCCAGGUGAACUUCGACCCGGCGGUCUCCGUCAUCAUCUCGGAGGCGGAGCUGAUGGAGCAGCUCGGGUUCCCGCUGCCCGCAGCCGUGCGGAACCUGUGCGUGCAGAAGGACCGGCUGAACAGCGACCUGGUGGCCUGCCAGACCCUCGUCGGCAACUACAACAAGCUGAUAGACAGCCUCAACAUACCUGAGUUGCAGUUCCUGAGGAAUCAUUUGCUGGAGGUGGAAAAGCACAUCCAGUCUGGGCUGACACGUUUCUCGUGGAACUCUCUGGGAGUGAAGGAAUAUGCGGCACGCUGCCAGCAAGCCUUCAAGAACCUAGUCUCGUUUGUGAAGCAGGUCCAGAAAGUCACCCAGGAUAUCCGAGCGCAGAUAGAAUCUCUCGGGAUAUUCAACUUGUUCUACCUCCACCCACCUGUUUCCGAGCCGGUUCGCCCCAACUGUAAGGAAUUCUUUGCCUACAUGGAAAAAAAUCGUGAUGAGAAAAUGAUGCAGAUGGUGAAGAUAUAUGGUGGUGUGGGCCCAGUCCUCAUGAAGCUGGAAGUGUUAGUGUUGUACACAAACACAGGAACAUGUCCACUAAUGGAAAUGUAUUAUGAUUAUUGGGAAGAUAAAAUUUUCACUACUCUCGUCAGGUUGAUGCUGGUCAACAUUAAGAACUUCAACAGUUUCUUGAAUGGGAAAGUUGCACUCUUCCAAGUGGACACGUUGCUCUCGGAUCUAGAAGUGGUGGUUCGUCCCACCCCUCUCGAUAUACACAACACCAUAGUUGGUUCUGUCCGCAACUUGUUCUUUGUGUUGAAGUCAUUGCCGAGAUGGAUGAAAGGAACAUGUUUGGAAUGUGCGCCAGUCAAAUCCAGAGACUCUGAAGAGUUAUAUGUGUUUUCUUUUUUGGAAGAUGUUGUCAGAACUCAAGCGGUUAAUGACAUGGUUGUGAAAAUUAUGGACUCUGUCCAGAAACUCAUUUCGGAUAUCCUGAAAUAUUUGCAAAGAUGGCAGAAGUACAGAGCUCUGUGGUCGUUUGACAAGGAUGCUGCUUGUGAUAGGUUUGAUUCUCAAAAACCCACGCUUGUCAUGUAUGACGAGAAGUUGUCUUAUUUUGGAGAAGUAAUUGAAACGAUAGAAAAAAUUGAAAAGUUCCACGAUGUAUGCUGUGUGAGGGUGAACUGUGUACCUCUGAUCGAUUCCAUCAAGGAACACUGUAUGGGAUGGAAGAAAUGCUUGGCUGAGCGCCUCGCUGCUAACACUAAAGAAAAGAUGGAAGCAUUUAUAAUGACAAUGCAGGAGCUUUACGACGAUGUACAGCAGCCCAUCGAAGCGCUGAAUUCAUUCAAGUUUGUUCUUCAGACGAUCACUACGAUACAAAAGAUGUCGAUCAGUGCAGAGCUCACGUACAAUGACAUAUGUGAGAGAUAUCGCACACUUCGCUUGCAUGGAGUGCAUGCUGAUGAAGAAGACGAAAAACUCGCUGCGGGCUUGGAGGAAGAGUGGAAAGCCCUGUACCUGUUGGCGCUAGCCCGCAUGUUCUCACUGGAACCCACGAAGGAGCGGUUUGCAGCCAUGACCAGGGUCGAGAUCAGCGACUUUGUCGCCUACAUCAAGGAGUUUGUUGAACGCUUCAACACAGAAGGUCCCGUUGCUGUGGGGAACGAUCUGGAUCGCGGAGUUACGCUGAUUAAAGAGUACCAGCCAGAAUUUAUUCGUUUGGAUGACAAACGGAGAGAUCUGCAGAACGCAGAAGUAUUAUUUGAUAUACCACCAGCAGAUUAUUCCGACUUUCUUAAGGCUUUGACACAAAUGGAGAAUUUGGAAAAGCUGUUUGACCUGUACACUAGACAAAAGAUUGCCCGAGAGGAGUGGGCCAAGACGCUGUGGGUAAACCUGAAUCCCAAGGCCCUUCAGGACGGGAUUGACACCUUCCUGCGUGAGUUCCGUCGGUUGCAUGCCGAUGCUCGACAGAUGCUGGUUGGCCAGGUUCUCGAUGAAAACAUGAAGGAUUUCAAGAGAACCGUACCUUUGUUUGUUCAGCUGAAGAGUGAGGCGUUGAGGCCUCGCCACUGGGAAGAGCUGAUGAACCGGACCGGCCAGCACUUCGACAUGUCGGCCGACCGCUUCACGCUGGAGAACAUGUUCGCGAUGGAGCUGCACCGCUUCGAGGACAUCGCCCUGCAGAUCAUCAACAACGCCAUCAAGGAGCUGACCCUGGAGCAGCAGGUGAAGGAGAUUGCGAGCCAGUGGACCUCCAUGGAGUUCGUGGUCAAGAAGUACUCCAGGGGCACCGAGGACCGCGGGUUCAUCCUGGGGCCUCUGGACGAGGUUGUGCCCGUCCUGGAGGAGAACUCCAUGAGCCUGCAGGGAAUGGCCGGCUCCCAGUUUAUAGGACCCUUCUUAGGGCUGGUGCAAACUUGGGAGAAAAAUUUGUCUUUAAUUGGGGAAGUUAUUGAUGCAUGGAUGGAAGUUCAGCGUAGAUGGAUGUAUUUGGAAGGCAUUUUCUUAUCGGGGGAUAUUCGUGCCCAGUUGCCAGACGAAGCAAGGAAAUUCGAUGACAUUGACAAAGAAUUUCGUAAGAUAAUGUUGCUAACAGCAAAGAAUCCAAACGUAAAAGAAAGCUGCCUUCAUCCAGGCCGCAUGGAAGUUUUGAUGGGUCUGCUGGAUGGUUUGGAGCGGUGCCAGAAGUCAUUGAAUGAGUACUUGGACUCAAAGAGGAAUGCUUUCCCCAGAUUUUUCUUCAUUUCUGAUGAUGAGUUGCUGUCUGUCCUCGGCAGCAGUGACCCAGGAUGCAUUCAGGAGCACAUGGUUAAGAUGUUUGAUAACAUCUGCAGCCUAAGGCUCGGUGCCAACGAUCAGAACCGGAAAAUUGCAUCUGCCAUGAACUCUUGCGAGAUGGAGGUGAUGCAGUUUAGACAGCCAGUCUUCACAGAAGGCCGCGUCGAGGAAUGGAUGAACACUGUGCUUGGCGAGAUGCGCAGAACUAACCGUUACAUCACUAAAAAGGCUAUAUAUGAUUACGGGAAGGUGCGGAGACCAAGAACAGAGUGGAUGCUGGACUACCAGGGAAUGGUGUGUUUAGCUGCCAACCAGGUGUGGUGGACAGCAGAGGUAGAGAAUGUGUUUUCCCUGAUCAAGCAGGGAAGGAAGGAGGCCAUGAAGGAAUAUUUGCUCCAGCUGAACAGGCAGCUGGAUGAAUUGGUGUUGCGAGUUAGGUCCGAGCUCACGAAGAAUGAUAGAAGGAAGUUCAACACUGUGCUGAUUAUUGACGUGCAUUCCAGAGACAUCAUUGAAAACUUUGUCAGGGACAAUGUAACUAAUGCACAAGAAUUUGAAUGGGAAAUUCAGUUGAAGUUUUUCUGGAUAAAAGAAGUAGACAACUUGAUCGUGAAACAGUGCACAGGAAGCUUUGAGUACGGAUACGAGUACAUGGGCCUGAAUGGUCGCCUCGUCAUCACACCACUCACGGAUCGCAUCUACCUGACAAUUACACAGGCUCUGUCAAUGCACCUGGGUGGAGCGCCGGCAGGACCGGCUGGUACAGGCAAGACUGAGACGACCAAAGACUUGGCCAAGGCGCUGGGCUUGUUGUGCAUUGUGACCAACUGUGGAGAGGGAAUGGACUUCAGGGCCGUGGGGAAGAUCUUCAGUGGACUUUGUCAGUGCGGAGCCUGGGGGUGUUUUGAUGAAUUCAACCGCAUUGAUAUAUCGGUGUUGUCCGUCAUCUCUACCCAGCUGCAGACCAUACGCAAUGCAUUGAUGUUGAAUGUUAGCCGUUUUAAUUUUGAAGGCCAAGAGAUUGCACUGGAUCCUAAGGUAGGUAUCUUCAUCACCAUGAACCCGGGAUACGCUGGUCGCACGGAACUGCCCGAGUCUGUGAAAGCUCUGUUCCGACCGGUCGUCUGCAUCGUGCCGGACCUCGAGCUCAUCUGCCAGAUCAUGCUCUUCUGCGAAGGAUUCCUGGAUGCUAAGCUGCUGGCCAAGAAAAUGACAGUGCUGUACAAGCAAUCAAAAGAGCAGUUGUCGAGACAGAACCACUACGACUUUGGUCUGCGAGCCAUCAAGUCUGUGCUUGUGAUGGCAGGAGAGCUGAAGAGGAGCACUCCAGACUACUCGGAGCAGCUUGUCCUUAUGAGGGCUCUUAGGGACAUGAACCUUCCAAAAUUUGUUUUUGAUGACGUUCCACUGUUCCUGGGGCUUAUCAAUGAUCUUUUCCCGGGACUGGAUUGUCCUCGUGUUGGCUAUCCUGAUUUCAAUGCUGCUGUGACGAAAGCUUUAAGCGACUCUGGCUAUAUAGUGCUGCCUGAGCAGGUGGAUAAAGUGGUGCAGCUAUACGAGACCAUGAUGACGCGGCACUCAACCAUGAUUGUGGGCCCAUCUGGAGGUGGCAAAACAGUUGUGAUCCAGACGUUGACUAAAGCACAGACGAUCCUUGGACUCCCAACCAAGUUGUUCACUCUGAACCCAAAGGCCUGCUCGGUGAUCGAGCUAUACGGCAUCCUCGACCCCGACACUAGGGACUGGACGGACGGUUUGCUGUCCAACAUCUUCAGAGAGAUAAACAAGCCCUCGGACAAGGAGGAACGCCUGUACAUACUGUUUGAUGGGGACGUGGAUGCCCUGUGGAUAGAGAACAUGAAUUCUGUGAUGGAUGACAACAGGCUGCUUACGCUGUCUAACGGCGAGCGCAUAAGACUCCAACCACACUGUGCUAUGCUGUUUGAGGUGGGGGACCUGAGGUACGCCUCCCCUGCGACGGUCUCGCGCGCGGGGAUGGUGUACGUGGACCCCAAGAACCUGGGCUAUGAGCCGUACUGGCAGCGCUGGCUCGCGUCCCGCCGGUCGGCGGACGAGCGGGUGCUCCUGGCGAAGCUGUACGAGCAGUACGUGCCGGGGAUGUUGAGCUUCAUCAUCGACGGCCUGAUCGGCACGAUGCAGCUGGUGCCACUGGAGACCGUCGUCCCGCAGACUGAUCUCAACAUGGUGACCCAGCUGUGCUUCAUGCUGGACGCCAUGGUGCCGCAGCCGGAGGACGGGGAGGCAGGGGACCCCGUCUCGCCGGAGCUCAUCGAGAGCGUGUUCCUGCAGUCGCUGUACUGCUCCUUGGGGGCGUCGCUGCUCGCCGAGGGCCGCCUGCUGUUCGACGAGCAAGUCAAGAAGCAGUGCGGCCUGCUGCCGUUCGAGGACUCCCGGGAGAACAUGUGCAGGGCUCGUAACAUCCCAUCCACCUAUCCUACACUCUACGACUAUUACUUGGACGUCGAGAAGAAGCUGUGGGUGGCGUGGAGCUGGAUGAUGCCACCGUACGUGCACGACUUCAGUCGCAAGUUCAACGAGAUCCUGGUGCCGACGGUGGACACUGUCCGGACUUCGUGGCUGCUGAAGGUCAUGAACGAGGUUAAAAGGCCAGUUGCCCUGGUUGGGGAAACAGGUACAUCUAAAACUGCAAUAAUUCAAGAUUUUCUUAGACAGCUGGAUGACACUUACAUGGUUCUCAAUAUCAACUUCUCGUCUCGCACCAAUUCAAUGGACGUUCAAAGAAACUUGGAGUCAUCAUUAGAAAAAAGAACAAAAGAUAUGUAUGGACCUCCAAUAGGAAAAAAACUGAUUUGUUUUAUUGAUGACUUAAACAUGCCACAGGUAGACACUUACGGUACCCAGCAGCCUAUUGCACUUUUGAAACUAUUAUUCGAGAAGGGUGGUUUUUACGACAGAGGAAAGGACCUGAAUUGGAAAACAGUUAAAGACAUUGGCUUCUUUGCUGCGAUGGGCAAAGCUGGUGGGGGUCGCAACGCAGUAGACCCACGCUUUAUAUCUAUGUUCAGUGUGUUCAACCUCAUAUUUCCUUCCGACGAGACUCUGGAACACAUAUACACUUCCAUAUUGGCAGGCCACACCCAGAAUUUUGCACCAGAGAUCCAAGCUCUGGUCUCCACCAUUGUAGAUGUGACUCUUAAGUUGUACAAAGUGAUUAUAAUCGACCUCCCACCCACGCCGUCCAGGUUUCACUACAUUUUCAACUUGCGAGACUUGUCGCGGAUAUGCGCUGGCAUGUGCCUCACGUCUUCCACGUACUUCACACUCCCGGAGCAGUUCGUGCGUGUGUGGAGGAAUGAAUUUGUCAGAGUCAUUUGUGAUCGUCUUAUCAGCUAUGAGGAUAGAGAUCACAUGUCGCAGAACAUUGUAGAAGUGGUCACUUCACAAUUCCCAGAGCAAGCGGAAUACGCCUUGCGAAACCCUCUGUUGUUCGGGGACUACCGCAAUGCCCUCCGGGAGGACGAAGAGCGUUUGUAUGAGGACCUCCUUGACUACCAAGCCAUCAGCCUUCUCUUCAAGGAGAUCCUGAGCGAGUACAACGAGAACCAGACGCUGGAGCUGGUGUUGUUCGAGGACGCGCUGGACCACCUGACGAGGCUCCACCGCGUCCUGCGCAUGCACCGCGGCCACAUGCUCAUCGUGGGCGUGGGCGGCUGCGGCAAGCAGUCCCUCACCAGGCUGGCCGCCUUCACCGCAGGCUGCACCAUGUUCGAGAUCAGCCUGAGCCGAGGCUACAACGAGUCCAGCUUCAAGGACGACCUGAAGAAGCUGUACUACCAGCUGGGCGUGGAGCGGAAGCCGACAGCGUUCCUGUUCACCGACGCCCAGAUCGUUGAGGACGGCUUCCUAGAGCUGAUCAACAACAUCCUCACGGCCGGCAUGGUGCCUGCCCUGUUCGCGGAAGACGAGAAGGACCAGAUAGUGGGUGACGUCCGCUCUGCGGCAGUCGAAGCCGGCACCUCUGUCACAAAGGACGCGGUGUGGCAGUUCUUUAUUGACACAUGCACGGACAACCUGCACGUCGUGCUUGCCAUGUCCCCGAUGGGGGAUGCCCUCCGGGAGAGGUGCCGCAACUUCCCGGGACUCGUCAACAACACCUGUGUCAACUGGUUCUUCCCGUGGCCGGAGGAGGCACUGGUGGCUGUUGCCAAAGAGUUCCUGUGGGAUAACCCUGACAUUCCAGAGGAUCACAGGAUUGGUAUUGUGAAACACGUUGUGUACGUCCACGGAACUAUUCGAGAUUACUCUUUGGAAUUCUUCCUGAGGUUAAGGAGGCAUAACUAUGUCACACCCAGACAUUUUUUGGAUUUCAUCGCUUCCUAUCUCAAGUUACUUAAGGAAAAAGAUAAUUUCAUAGUCACACAGUGUGAAAGAUUGGCUGGAGGCCUAACAAAAAUUGCAGAGGCCUCGGAAGAGUUAAAGGUGUUGAAUGAAAAGCUGGCUGUACAAGAGGUAGUUCUCGCUGAGAAAACUCGAGCUUGCGAGAAGUUACUUCAAGAUAUUGAGGAAGGAAAGAAAUCUGCCACUGAAAAGAAGCAGAUUGCAACUGUUUCGAGCAUCCAGAUAGAAGAGCAGAGAAAAGUGAUAACUGUGGAGAAAGCAGAGGCAGAGAAAGCACUCGAAGAAGCUCUACCGAUGCUACACCAAGCAAAACAGGCACUUAGUGAAUUGGAUAAAGCUGACAUUACUGAGAUCAGAUCGUUCUCGUCGCCUCACGAGGCGGUGCAGGUGGUGGGCGAGUGCGUGGCGAUCCUGAUGGGGCUCAAGGAGAUCAGCUGGAGGACGGCCAAGGGGAUGAUGGCGGACCCCGGCUUCCUGAAGACCCUCCUCGAAGUGAAGGUGGACAACAUAUCUCCCGCUCAGAUCAGGGCCGUCAAGGCGCACAUGAAGAAGACCACUAAGCUGGGAGAUAUGGCGGGUGUGAGCAAAGCUGGCUUCGGCCUGCUGAAGUAUGUGGAGGCAGCCCUGGGGUUCUGGUACGCCGCUCGUGAUGUGAAGCCUAAGGAACAGCGCGUUGCCUUCCUGAUGGAAACACUGUCUGAUAUGGAGAGGAAGCUGGGACAGCUGAAUCAAGAGAUCGAAAACCUGGAGAAGACACUGAGCGAGCUGGAGAUCCAGUACAGGGAUGCGGUGGAGAGUCGCCAGGUGCUGCAGGACGAGAACGAUCUCAUGGAGAAACGUCUGAUAGCAGCCGACAAGCUCUUAUCCGGCCUGGGCUCAGAAAGCAUUAGAUGGGAGAAGGACCUAGCCAACUUGAAAACGGAGCAAAAGCGGUUGGUGGGAAACUGUCUACUGUGCUCUGCAUUCCUGAGCUACACUGGGCCCUUCAGCUGGGAGUUCCGCCGAAGGAUGGUGUAUGACGACUGGUUGGAGGACAUAAAGACCAAGGCCAUCCCCAUCACCUUGCCGUUCACGCUGGACGAACACCUGUCUGACAGUGUCGAAAUCAGCACGUGGAAUUCUGAAGGACUGCCACCAGAUGAAUUGUCUGUACAAAAUGGUAUCCUGACCACUCAGGCUAGCCGUUUCCCUCUGUGCAUUGACCCACAGCAACAAGCAUUGACGUGGAUCAAAAGACGUGAAGCCAAAAAUUUUUUGAAGACUUUAUCAUUCUCUGAUCGAGAUUUCCUGAGGCAUCUUGAAAUUGCAGUCACCAAUGGUAUCCCGGUCCUCUUCCAAGACAUUGACGAUUCUAUUGAUCCAGUUAUUGACAAUGUACUUCAAAAAAACAUACAACAUCAAAGUGGCAGAAUAUUUGUAGUCCUUGGAGACAAAGAGGUUGACUAUAAUGAUAAAUUUCGAUUGUAUCUGACUACCAAGGUGUCGAACCCAAAGUUUGACCCAGCUGUGUAUGCAAAAGCCACAGUGAUAAAUUAUACAGUCACAGCAUCGGGGCUGGAGGACCAGCUGCUGAGCGUGGUGGUGGGCCACGAGCGGGCGGACCUGGAGAGCGAGCGCGAGGAGCUCAUCGUGCAGACCAGCGAGAACAAGACCCUGCUGAAGGUGCUGGAGGACUCCCUGCUCAUGGGGCUGGCCACCACCACUGGCAACAUGCUGGACAACGUGGAGCUCGUGCGCACCCUCGACGACACCAAGGAGAAGGCAGGGGAGGUGAUGCAGAAGCUGGAGCAGGCUGCAAAGACAGCAGCAGACAUCGACAAGUUGCGGGAGGGGUACCGGCCGGCCGCCAAGCGGGGCGCGAUCCUGUUCUUCGUGCUCUCCGACCUGGCCACGGUGAGCCCGAUGUACCAGUACUCCCUGUCCGCCUACCUCGGCGUCUUCACCUUCUCCCUGGACCGCGCCAAUCCCGACAGCAUCCUGGACCGGCGCCUCAGGAACAUCAUCUCCAUGCUCACCACUAACUUUUACAACUAUGGCUGUACAGGCAUCUUCGAAAAACACAAACUCCUGUUCUCGUUCCAAAUGACAAUCAAGCUACAGCAGAGCAUCGGAAAAGUGAAGCAAGAGGAACUUGACUUCUUUAUUAAGGGCAACGUAAGCUUGGAAAAAUCUGAUAAACCUUCCCCAGGACGUUGGAUUUCCAGCCAGGGCUGGGAAGACAUAGUCAAGUUAAGCACAGAUUUUCCAGAAACAUUUGGAGCUUUGCACAAUGAAAUUUCAUCUCAUGUGGAUGAAUGGAAACAGUGGUACGACCUGGAUGUGCCGGAGUUGGCCGAACUGCCGCGGGACUACAGCACCAAGGUGAACAAGUUUGAGCUGCUGAUGCUGCUGCGGUGCUUUAGAGUGGACCGCAUAUACAUGGCGGUCACGAAUUACAUCGUCGACAUUCUCGGGGAGCAGUACAUCACGCCUCCCGUCAUCAGUUUGAACAACAUCUAUGAGCAGAGCACCCCUACAACACCUGUGGUGUUUAUACUCAGUCCUGGCUCAGAUCCGACAAGUGACCUUAUGAAACUAGCUGAUUCCACUGGUGGUGGGGUGAAGUUUCGGCACUUGUCUUUGGGCCAAGGUCAAGAAGAGGCUGCGGUACGUCUGCUGGAGACAGCCAUUGUUCGCGGCCACUGGCUGAUGCUCCAGAACUGCCACUUGCUCCUGAGGUUUGUCCGCGACCUCGAGAAGCUACUGGAGAGCAUCGCUGAUCCUCAUCAGGACUUCCGACUCUGGCUGACGACCGACCCCAGCCCGGAUUUCCCCAUUGGGAUCUUGCAGCGCUCUCUGAAAGUUGUUAUGGAACCACCCAAUGGCUUGAAACUGAAUCUGCGGAGCACAUUUCAUAAAAUACCUCCGGAUGGUCUGGACAGGUGUUACCAUCCUUUCUACAAGCCCCUUGUGUAUGUUCUGGCAUUCUUCCAUGCUGUAGUGCAGGAAAGACGAAAAUAUGAGAAAAUUGGCUGGAACAUUAACUAUGACUUCAAUGAAUCAGAUUUCAAUGUAUGCAUGGACAUAUUGGACACAUACCUCACCAAAGCACUGAAGGCCAAUGAUCCUCACAUUCCGUGGGGGAGCCUCAAGUAUUUAAUUGGUGAGGUUAUGUAUGGUGGUAGAGUCAUUGAUGACUUUGAUCGCAGAAUUGUCCAAACAUACAUGGAGGAAUACAUGGGAGACUUCCUGUUCGAUGAGUUCCAACCAUUUCAUUUCUACCAUGAUCAAGCUAUUGACUAUGUGAUACCCCAAGCUUCAAACAAAGAGGAAUACUUGCGGGCCAUUGAUGCCCUGCCGUUGGUAAACUCGCCGGAAGUGUUCGGCCUGCACCCAAAUGCAGAGAUUGGUUACUUCACACAAGCUGUCAAAUCAAUGUGGGCCUAUUUGGUGGAGCUGCAACCACAAACAGGGGCGGUCACUGGUGGAAUAAGUCGUGAUGAAUUCAUAGACGGAGUUGCUAAAGAUAUACUGGAGAAGAUCCCGCCACUGUUCGACUUAGCAAAAGUGCGCAGGACUUUUCAAGCGAAUAUCUCGCCAACGGUUGUGGUGCUGCUUCAAGAACUGGAAAGGUUCAACAAGCUGAUGGAGCACAUGAAGACCUCACUCGAUCUUCUGAGAAAGGCUCUGGUCGGGGAGAUAGGCAUGGACGCGACGCUGGACAAGGUGGCAUACUCGCUGUUCAACGGCCAGCUGCCAGAGGGCUGGCGGAGGCUGUCGCCCGCCACGCGCAAGACGCUCGGCGGCUGGAUGGAGCACUUCAAGGGGCGCUUCGCCCAGUACAGCGCGUGGUGCCUCAGCGGGGAGCCCAUGGUGAUCUGGCUGUCGGGCCUGCACAUCCCCGAGUCCUACCUCACGGCCCUGGUGCAGAUGGCCUGCCGCAGGAACGGCUGGUCGCUGGACCGCUCCACCCUCUACACCAGCGUGUCGGCGUUCCACCACCCGGAGGACGUGGAGCAGAGACCUGAUGUGGGUUGCUAUGCGUAUGGAAUGUUUCUGGAGGGUGCACGUUGGGAUGAUGAGAACAUGUGCCUCGCUAGGUCACAUCCGAAAAUUCUUAUUGAAGAGCUGCCAAUCCUGCAGAUCACACCAGUGGAAGUUCACAGACUGCGCCUCCAGAAAACACUAAGAACACCAGUGUACACAACAUCUGAUCGACGUAAUGCAAUGGGUGUGGGACUGGUGUUUGAAGCAGACCUGAAAACCACCGUACACAAUAGCCACUGGAUCCUGCAAGGACUGUGUCUCACGCUGAACACCGACUGAUUGUCACAUUUUGUUUUCGCAGUCAUGUGUGUUCCAAUGUUAUGUUAUGUUAUGCUAGUAAUAUAAAAUCUUUCAAAGUCUAACUGAAUUAGAAAUUUGUUGUGAUGCUUUCUAUUUAUUAUUCUUUGAAACUCCACUGGCUGGUUUAGACUAUUUUUUUAUUGUGGAUUAUGUUUGUGUUCUGUGAGUGUCAAAUAAGAUAUUUAAUGAAUAUGUACUUGUUUUAGAAAUAAUAAUAAUAUUGAUUAAUUUAUUUGAUACUGUGAUUCUUAGUAAUAUCUUUGAACAUAUAUACUGUAUAGAAGUCGCGAGUGGAUAGGAUUUACUCUACGUUUUUCAGAAGCUUAUGAUGAGCAGCUUGGGAACUUCACCGCUGCAGUGCGCUACUGUAACGCCCUGUAUCGUCUUAGUUGUUAUUUACACGUUAGAGCGCAGCGCUGUCGCCCGCUGUCAUUCCCCGCACCCCUCAUCCAUCAUUCACUGCAGCUCAAGGUCGUUCAACGGGAGGGGGAAGGGGUGUUUGAAGAGUUCGAGACUUGUCCGCUAGGGACCACCACAAGUCGAUGCCCUAGAGAUGGUGGCGAUUGCGGCGGUGAAUUAACCAACUACCUCAAAACCGUAUUAGAAAUUUUAACCUGGGCUGGCGACUUCUAUACAGUAUAUAUAUUCAAAGGUAAUAUAAGAUGAAUGUGGUGACAGUGUUACAAACUAUGAUGGAAAAUGCACAAUAGUGUAAGACCUUUUAUCUGGGUAUCCAGAUACUUAAGUGGUCCAUUACUAGUGAUGUAUGUUUUACUUUUUUCACGGUUCUUGGUUCGGUUUCGGUUGUUAAAAAUUGGUUCUCGGUCCAGGUUUAAUAUCAUUUAUCAGCACCCCACUUUACCGUAAUCUGACCAAACACAAGUUACCUAGCCCUAGAUAAUAGUUGCUUCACAUCUCACUAGACGGCUGGAGCAGCAUUGUACCGACACCCUAUGGCACAGCAACUAGUAUACGUAUUAACAACUUUUUAUUUAUUUAAAUUGAUUGAAAAAAAUGUAAACCAAUAUUUACAAAAGAUUAAGUAAAUCAUGACAUAAAGAAUAAAAAUUUAAUACUGCAGAAACAACACACCAAAGCAACUGCAAGUUAUGAAUUAUAAUGGGUGAGGGAUGCAACCCCCAUAUUAAAAGAGGCCUUUUAACUUUUAGUGGAAAUGGUCAUCACUGUCUUCUUGUAGAAAAGAGGAACAAAAAUAGUCUGGAUCUUGGCACAAAGAACACUUUUGUUUACAUUGGGACUUCCUGCCAGCGAUGUCUUUUUGUCACUUGGGGCUUAAAGAGAAGUUAAAAAGAUGUGUGCAUGUUUGUCGCAGACAAGAUACCACAGUGUUAUAACUAAAGUCUAUUUUCAUGAGGAAAAUGUUUAGCUGGAUAUAUUUGAGAUUCACGGUACCGGUUAAUUUUCCGAACCCGAGAACCUGAAUACACACAGCACUAGUCAAUACCAUAUCCAGCCCUUGAAUUGCCACUUGGCCACUAAAAUAUGUGUUCAAUCAAAUUUUAGAUGCCCAUAAAAAUGGCACAAAAGGGUGAAAGUGGAUAUAAAUCAUUUCUGCUAGUUUAGGUAACCAUUUGAUUUUUAUCACUUUUUCUAAAUGAAGAUUGUAAAUGGUUUGAUUAUAUUAAUGCUUGAGCAAAAUGUUUUAGUUAAUACAUGUAUUUUACCAUAUUUUUAUUGUAUAAAAUUGACAAAACUUCCUUUAGAUAAAAACUGAGGUUUUUUAUUCUUCAUUACUGUUAAAGCAUCUAUGUGCAGAUGCAGAAGUGAUUUUUCUAAAUGUGCACAUUGUUUAUUGAAUUUCCAAAGUAUUACAAACUUUAUGGACUAGUUUUGAGGUUUUCUGCUAGCACAGGGUGUAAACCUAAUUAUAAAUAGCUACCUUUUAAUUUUUUUGAAUCAUUGUAUAAAAUUUUCAUUAUUUACUUAGUAUAACCAGAUAUCUGUCUUAGUAUUUGAGUACAACCAAUGUUAUUGCAUUUAAUUAUGUAAACACUAUUUCACUUUCAAAAUUUUUUUUGUGACCUAACAUCUAAUCAGUUUUAGUUCUUGUAGCAUGGUAUAGUACAUAUUUUUGAAGAGGAUGGUGUACCUAGCAUCUGUAACUGUCAUAUUUGUUGGUUUUAUAAAAUGUAAGAUUCCCUUGAAUGAUUAAAAUAAGUGUGCAAAAAGUUAUGUAAAUGAAAAUAAUAAAAAAAAAAAAAAUGGAUGACCAUUGACCAUCAUUGCUAUUAGAUAAAUUAUAUUUGUGUCAAAUAAUAAAGAUAAAACGCA
Molecule: messenger RNA, 17817 nt
Organism: Bacillus rossius redtenbacheri
Lineage: Eukaryota; Metazoa; Arthropoda; Insecta; Phasmatodea; Bacillidae
Gene: Dhc98D
Product: dynein axonemal heavy chain 10
Exons: 78
Coding region: 673-15504 (4943 amino acids)
Biological process (GO): cilium movement involved in cell motility
Cellular component (GO): 9+2 motile cilium; dynein complex
Molecular function (GO): dynein light intermediate chain binding; dynein intermediate chain binding; minus-end-directed microtubule motor activity
Source: RefSeq, a predicted model, not a curated record